CCAUUCCUCCGCUGUAACCCCAGCAAAAACCCUACCACCUGGCCGCGCCGCCGCCGCUGGCCAUGGCCGCCGCGGCGGGGGCAGGGGGCGGCUCCCGCCGGGCGUGGCGCGUGAUCCCGCGGCCCGUCCUCGAGACGGUCCUCCACAACCACGCUCUCCGCCCGCGCGUGCCGCAGCCGCUCAUCCUCCACGGGCCCCGCGGCGUCGGCAAGUCGACCCUCCUCCUCCGCCGCCUCCUCCCGCGGUGGUCCGAGCCCCCGCACGCCGCCGCCUUCGUCGACUUCCUCUGCCCCUCUCCCGCCCCGUGGUCGCUCCUCGCCGAGGACCCCACGCCGCCCCCCUCGCUCCCCGACCUCCGCCUCCGGCUCGAGUCCGCGCUCGAGGGCCUCGCCCGCGCUGCCGUGCUCCGCGGCGCCGUCGGUUCCAAGGACGUGCUUGCCGCGCUCUCCCGCUCCCACGGCAUCCACACCGCGCUGGCACGCCUCGCGGGCACGGCUGCCCCGGCCCGGCGCGGCGGCGGAAGUAACCCCGUGCCGGCGCUGUGGGCGAGGGCCGUCCUCGCCGCGUCCUCCUCAGCCCGUGGGGAGGACACGCCAUUCUGCAUUGGUGAGGAGGAGGUGACCAGCUGCUCCAUGGAGGAGAGGGCGUACAUGCAGGAGGCAAUGGCGGCGCUGCGUGUGGCCAAGGAGGUGCUCGGGAUGCAGGAGGGGUGGCGUAAGGAGGCUGUGCUGGAGAUGAACAGGACUAGGCGGUUGUCGAGGCCACUGGCCAAUUCCGCAACCGACUGGCCAUGCUUGUUGUUGGAUGUGCUGUCAGGUGCGGCAGAGAUCGAUUUCUUUCAGCCAAAGCUGGUGCUGAACAAUGUGGAUGUUCUGAGGAAGGCGACUUGCAAGGAUGACACGAUGGUACCUGCGGAAAUGUAUCAUGAUAGCUUGAUUUGGAGGGUGAUCGCACUUGGUGCCAAUGAACAAUGCUUGCCAGUCAUUAUCUCAACCUCGGAUGGGUACUAUUCUUCACAGGCAUUUGUUGAUUUUGGUUUUCCUAAUAUAUUUAUUUCUCGUGAGACAUUUGGUUGGACACCACAGGAAGCAAAGUUGCAUAUGGUCCCUGAAUUCUUCAGUGAGAAUGAGUGGAAAGUUGUGGAUGAGGUUCUUGGGCCAAACCCACGGCAAUUGUCUGAGAUUUAUAUGUUGAAGCAGAAUGCAGACAACCUGGGGGUUUUGCAUGAUCAAAAUAUCGAGGAAAUUAUUGACACAUACCUGGCACACUUGCAAGUUUCUGUUGUGAAUCCUGCAAUGGAGACAGCAUUAGGAAUGAUACAGAAGUUUGCAUCUGAUGUCCGUGAUGGAAAAGUACCAGAAAAUAGAUUGUCUUUUGGUGCACCAUGGAGACAUCCACCUCAAGGGGAUAACCCUGAUGUGUCCUAUAAGUGGGCAAAGAUUCAACUAAUGGAUUUCGUGCAAUCUUUUGUAAACACUGAAUUCGGGGUAAAUUAUUUAGCAGAUGACAGCCUGGAAAUAUUCGAUGAUCCUGCUGCAGUUGCCAUGUCGGAGGUUGGUCUACUUUAUCAACAAAGAGAUCCAUCCUUCAUGCGGCCAAUCACUCGUGGAAUUCAGCGUUGCCUUGCUAGAUGGCUUGUUCAGCAGAGGUUACAAUUGAGCUUUCAAGAAUCAAUAGCAUUCUUAUGGCAAAGGGUGAUGCGAGGGCGAAGCUAUCGACACUUGAUGAAAGAAGUUGGCUACAAGUAAAGAGAUUCCAAUGGAUAAGGAGCCCUUUAUCAAUUUUGACAUGGAAGUAUGCAACUAACAUGAUUUUUACGGACUGACUUUUUCAUCCUAUGAAUGUGGAAGCAGGAGAUCCAGCAGCAGGCGUCCCAAGGGUCUGGAUCCACAUGACUUCGUGGUUGAGAUCUUGUGUUUUUUCCCCUUUUCCCAUAUUCAUUCUGUAUCAAAGAUCUUACGUUGAAUGUUUGUUGCUAUUGUUGCAUGACCAUCAAGAUAGGAAAAAUGAGGAAGUUUUGUAUGUCUUAACCCAAUACCCAAAUGGCUUUUACAUGUGAAAAAAUUCCAUUGUAUUCUUGGUGCUCACAGAAGUACUGGUGAAAAUAAAAUAUGAUGUUCCCUAUUUC
Molecule: messenger RNA, 2128 nt
Organism: Oryza brachyantha (malo sina)
Lineage: Eukaryota; Viridiplantae; Streptophyta; Magnoliopsida; Poales; Poaceae
Exons: 12
Coding region: 63-1748 (561 amino acids)
Source: RefSeq, a predicted model, not a curated record